Symbiodinium sp. CCMP2456 is the source of this 1869-nucleotide messenger RNA. The record is from the annotation of a GenBank genome assembly. Lineage: Eukaryota; Dinophyceae; Suessiales; Symbiodiniaceae.
AUGGCUUCCCAGGACCCAGACGUGAGAAAGUCUGCAGAGAUCGAUUUCAAGUACGCCACCACCGUUCUAGGAAAGGAAGGCUCCAUGGACUUUCUGGAUUCUUCUCCGUGGCCGGUCUCGAUUAUCGAUGCCUUCAUCAACAUCAACCAAACCGAGUUCAUGAGCUACAACGCUUACAAUGCCACGCAUCCCGUGCAGCCUCCUCGAGUAGCGCUGGAAUCGUUGUACUGGCGACCCGAAUCUGCACAGCCAUCGGCUGUGCUACCCGCCAAUAUUCGUCUGGCGGUUCUCGGCACCCAUGCGACGCUGUCACUUGAGCCAGUGGAGAUGCUAAGGAGGUUCUCGGGCGUGCCCAUCACUGCGGUUUUCUACGGAAUCGAACCACGGUUCUGUGAUCUCAUGGGCAUUUGCGACCAGGGCAGCGCAGCCUUGGUGCAGCUGUUCAAGGAUGCAGAGAAAGACCCAUUCGCGUUCCCUUGGUCCAAGCUCAGCGAAGAGCUUGCCGUGUUGUUGGUCCAGGAUGAAGGCCUUCGCGCAGCUGAAGCGUUGGUUUGCACUGAGCCCCUGGCCGGCUGCCUAAUGCUGCGCGAUUUGGCGGAGCAAAGUGGCCGAAGGCUGCCCUUGCUGGGCUAUUUGGGCGUCGCUUUGCUCAACAGCUGCCCGCCGGAUGACACCGACUUGUUCUGGGAUUCAUUGAUCCACGUCAUGGACUCACCGGAUCUGGCGGAGAUUGUAGUCAACAACUUGAUUCUGUCUGAGCAGGUCUACUACCAGACUGGAUACCGCAUGCCCUACGUUCGGGCUCAUGGCCUCUACACCGGCAUGGCCUAUGCUGCGAGCAAGCUGCAACAUGUCCUGGUGUGGCGUGCGCCGCUGUUCAGUUAUGUCACCACAAGAUGUGCUAUCAUGCAUUUUACGGCCGCCAACCCUGGGCUCAACAUCGAAUUUCACUUCAUGGAGGAGGGUGAAAGCUUGCCGUACGCUGAAGUGGCCACUUUUAAGGCUGUUGCGCUGAUCCCCUGGGAUCAUGCCCUCAUGACGUUCUACGAGCUGUACAGCGCCAACAUCCCACUGCUCAUGCCCGGCACGGAAUGGAUGUAUCGCCUACUUUACCAGCGCGGCCAGCUCUCAGUGGGUGAGCGCCUUUACCAGGCGCGGCUUCCUGGAUAUACACCUCCUUUUGUGGAGUUUGCCGAGGCGGAUGUCACGCCUUCUCCCCCAAGUGCCGCCACUGGGCUCAGCUCGGCGAAGGCGGCCCGUGGUGUCGCGGAGGAUGUGCUGAGCCGCGGCCUGGAAGCAGCUGACCUCGAGACUGCGAAGCAGUACUUGAAGGCUGCUCUCGAUCUCAUGAAGGAUAUGCGUUACUUCCUGGCGGUCGCCGAGAACAAGACCGAUGAGGACUCGUCGACCUCGAUGGGCAUCGUGCGUCGCUCCACAUCCGAAGGGUCGAGGAAGCCUCCGAAGGUGAUACGCAUGCGAAGGGAAAUCCCGACACAUCCGGAGUUAUGGCAUCCCUUCACUCCUUUCCAGAUGUCUCCUGUCGAUUCCAAUGACUGGACCCGCAUGCGGAAGGGUACCUGGUGGCUUCGGCGUGGAGCCCGCUUUGAUGCCAUGAGGUACUGGUACCAGUACUCUGACUUUGCUCGGUUUCCAGGAAUCAACUACUUCGCCAACCUGCCAGAUCUCCUGUGCCUGUCUCGCUCUCUGGACAUGCACGAUGCCAGUGCAAAGAUGCGGCGCUACAACGAAGAGAGCCUCGUCCACUCUGUGAGCUUCUGGACUUAUUCGCUUUCCAAGCUUCUCGCACAAAAGUCGAUUGCUUCGAGCAUGAAUACCGUUAAGAUAUUCCGUUUGAGGCAGUUUGACUGA